Linum trigynum is the source of this 4240-nucleotide messenger RNA. Lineage: Eukaryota; Viridiplantae; Streptophyta; Magnoliopsida; Malpighiales; Linaceae. The record is from the annotation of a GenBank genome assembly.
UAAAACAAUUUCCGGGGACGUCAGCGUCACCAAGAUCAAAACCAGAAGGUAGCAGCAGCAGGGGAGGAAGAAGAAAGAGGAAAAAGCAGGGGGUUGGGGGGAGAACCAGAUCCUCCGUUUAAACGGCCGGUACAACCGCUCUCUCCCUACGCCAACUCCACCUCCACCAACCUCUCUCCCUCUCUCUCUCUCUUCUUAACUUCGCUUUCACUUCCCUUCUUCGUCUUCUUCAUCUGCGAUCCUCUGCAGCGAGAAAAUUUUCCUGCUCACCAAACAGAAUUCUCUCUCUAUCUCUCUCCCUGCAGAACGCCGCUGUUUGUUCGAGAUAAGGAGGAAACGCUAAAUUCACGCGGCCCGUUCUCCUCUCUCUCUCUUCCUCACUGGUGCUAUAAAUUCAAUUUCCCUGAUUCUUCGCCGUCAGGGAAGGAUCCCGUAAUCCGGUAAGCUUCUUCUCUUACUGCUUUUUUUCUCUCUCUCUCUCUCUCCCUCUUGCCAUCUCUAUUUCCCUGUACAUUCCGUUUUCCCGUUCCCGAUUCUGGCCGCUCGUCGUUUUCCGCCGUAUGAAAGCUUCGGCGCGGCGGUUCUGAGGUUUCGCACCUUCUCUCUUUCUCUCUUUCGUUUGCUUAAUGGUGCUUUGGAUUUUGGAAUCGUCGGGAUUCCCUUUUCCUAACUUAACGCUGACUGUGAGAAAGCUGAACGCCGUCGUUUUCUGGAGCUGGAGCAUUUUUUUUUUUUUUUUUCCUUCGAGUCAUUUGGUGCCGGCCGGCGGUGGUUUCGUCGGCGGAGUAGUCGAGUGUGUUAUUUUUGUCGGUCGUUCUCCGCUCCCUGGCUGUAUUGAAUUGAAAUUCCCUUAACCGGUCCGUUUCCUCUCUGAUUAUUUUAGACGGCGAUGAGUUUGAGAGAUAUUCUCUAGAAGUUAUUUGUUGAUGGCUGGAUUUUCUCUGUUGCCGCAGAAAUAGAUUUCUCCUUUGACUGAGAAGAUUUUGAGGAUAAUUUGCUUCUUCAUCAGAUUGCGAUUUCGCAACUCGGUUUCGAGCUGUUUGGUUAGUGUAUUUCGGCCGACUGUGGAGCUCAGUUGAAUUGAGUUGGAGCUCGGAAAUACUCGCCGAGUCGUGCCAUUUUCCCACUUCAAUCCAGAAUUAGGUAUUCAAAUUUCCGAUCUGGUUAGAGCCGAAACAGAGGGAUUUGCUCAAAGGAAAAAACGAUCGCCGACAGAUUGAGGAGGAAAGCGAGCUCAAUACUGUUCAACUUUACCGUUGAAAAGUUGAAAUUGCUCCUUACUUUUUCAAUGUGCCUUUUAAGUCAGUCAUCACAGUUCAUUGUAGUACUUCUGAUUUGCUUUCUGUGGAUUUUGAUUUGCGCGUAUAUCUGCCUUCGAUUUUGCAGAGAGUUGCAUGCUGAGAGGACUUUUGUGAAAGAAGGGGGGCUCAAUCAUGGCUUCUUCGCAGCUCGUGGAAAUCCAACCCAAGGAACUGAAAUUUACGUUUGAACUGAAGAAGCAAAGCUCAUGUGCAGUCCGGCUUUUGAACAACACAUAUCACACUGUUGCGUUCAAGGUCAAAACUACUUCGCCUAAGAAGUACUGCGUGCGUCCAAAUGUUGGAGUCCUGCUGCCCAAGUCUGUUUGUGAAUUCACAGUUACAAUGCAAGCUCAGAAGGUUGCCCCACCUGACUUGGUAUGCAAAGACAAGUUCUUAAUCCAAACGACAGUCGUCCCCAUUGGUACAUCUGAUGAGGACAUAACACCUCUCAUGUUCUCCAAAGAGAAUGGUGCCGAUAUCGAAGAAACCAAGCUGAAAGUCGUCCUUGUCAGCCAACUCAGCCCGUCUGAAUCACCAUUGUCUUCACCAGAUGACUCCCCCAAACAGAUACCCCAUUAUGUGGCUACAGUGCUGCCCGAGCCAGUCUUUACCAGCAUCGACACUUCUACUCAAGUCCACCCUUUAACAGAGGACUUGGAGUUCAGAAUGCUAGAACACGAGACCACGUUGAAGCCUAAGAAGCUUGCUGCUGCUCUAGAAGACACUGAAGAGAUAAAGCCGGUCAACAUAAAAGGCUUAAUCCCUGUUAUUAAGGAAGAGCUCGAUAAUGAGGUGCAGUUGGAUAAGCCCAAAAUUGAAGAUGUUAAACGAGAGUAUGAUAGUAAUGCUACUGAGAAAUCAAAGCCAGUGAUCAUUAAGGCUGAAGUUAAAGACGGGUACGAACAACCACCAGCAAAUUAUGCCGCCCCUGCCCAAAGCCUGCAACAAGAACCAGGAGCAAAGGACGCCAACUCCCUCCGCUCUCCUCCUCCUACGGCCGAUGUAAAGUUCGACACAGUGGAGAAAGCUGCAGUCGUGGAGCCACCACAGUUGUUAGUCAAUCAUGUCGACCCCAAGUUAGUCAACGAAAUCGAAGCAAUGAAGUCGAAAUUGGAUUCCUUGGAGCUCAAGUUUACCGAGGCUCAAUCGACGAUUUCGAAGCUGAUCGAGGAGAGGAAGUCCACGAAUCGGGAGAGGAAGACUUUACAAGAAGAGCUCGCGAUGUUGAAAGCUGGGAAGAUCAGUGUGCCAGCAGCUGCAGAAGCCGGGGUUCCCUUUCUUCACGUCGUGAUCGUCGCUCUAAUCAGUAUCCUCUUCGGGUAUCUUUUACGCGGUUAAAAAAAUGUUCCCCGGACGGUGAAAAUUCAGCAGGGCCCUCUCUUAGUAAAGGCUUAAAGUAGUAGAAAGUCCAGCUAUCCACCACCCAUUACAGGAAGAAAAAAAAGUUGUCGCGAGAGGUGAAAACAAAAUAUCUAGGGAACACAAAUUUUCUCUUCUUUGUUAUCUUGGCGUUUUUUCUUCCGUUUUUUUUUUUGGCGGUGUAAUGGCAUGGUUUAGGAUUCUUGAUGUAAAUUGCAAUGUGCAACACAGCACAGAUAAACAAAAACUAAAGAACAUCUCGCGUUAGGUUAAACAUAUGAUCAUGGAAAAAUGGCUUGUGCAUUGUUCUAGAAGGUAUGGUCUGAUGGUGACAAAAAGAGAAAUGCCUCGUGGUCUUUUGCUAAGGGUGAACAAAUUUAUUCAAACACAAAUAGAAACCAAGGUUUUGUUUGGUAUAGUUUUGUUGUUGUUUUGGUUGUGGUAGAGUUGUGAGAACGAAGGUAUAACCGCAAUAACACGAAAAUAGAAAAUAAAGAAUAUAAACCUGUUUAGCUGUAGUUCAAUUCGUAGAAUACAUGAUUUUGGUGAUAGUUAAAUAGAUGCAUUGUCAUCCAUACAUGUAUAAUAAUAUACAUGUAUAUACAAAAAUUUGUGUAUUGUAGUUUACCUCGUUUGGUUUUUGUGAUAGUUAUUGUGUUAUUUAAAUAAGUUAUAUUACUUUUUGGGUGAAAUGUCACUUUUACUCUUUGUUUUUAAUUAAAAAAGCAACACACAUAAAAAGGUAGGGUCAUAGUUGGAAGAAAAUAAAGCACAACAAUCUCAAUCAAACAAUCUCAACAAUCUCACCAAAAACUUGAGAUUCUCCAAAUAGAGGUUGAGAUUCUCCAAAUAGAUGCAUUUGUUCAAUUUGUGUAUUAUUAUUUGAUGUAUUGAUUCAAUGCAUGUAUUAGGAAAAUACUUUGUUUGGAGGAGCAAUGAUGAAACAAAAAGUAGGGUAGACAAUCCCUUGUUAACAAUCUCACCUUUUGGUAGAGAUUUAUAAUCAUUCAUUUUGAGUGAUUAUAGGUGGGCCCAACAAAAAGUCAUACAUGCAUUCUAACUCAAAGUGAACCAAAAAAACGACUUAAUCUUAACAUUACAUGUAUUUGCUAAAUACCUCACUUCAAAUCUCAACCUCCAAACAACCCCUUAACUAUCACUCAUUUUGAGUGAUAGUUUGUGUCAAAUCAAGCAAACAAUGCAUUUAGUGCAGAAAAUUCAAAAAAUGAUGCAUUGUAGACAAUGCAUGAAUUGUAACUAUCACAACCAAACAAUCACCAAAACCAAACGACCCAAAAUUGCAUUUAGUUACUUCUUUGGACCACAUUUAGUAUCAAUAUUAAGAUUAAUAUAAAAGUAGAAAAAUGAUGCAUGAAUAAUGUGCUAUGACGAGUUAUGAGAAAAUUGGGGGAGAACAAAAUAUGAAAUGGUAUAGGCAAUAAGGUAUUGAGGAUGAGUUAUGUGACAGAGGAGGGAGAAAAAUAUGUAGAAAGUGGAGCUGGUGAGAUUUUGGUCACACACUCUUGAAUGAAAUUAUUCCAACAAGUGAUAGGAUCCUACAAGAAAUAGGUUUUGCAAAU